This is a messenger RNA of Paramecium sonneborni, 489 nucleotides long. The record is from the annotation of a GenBank genome assembly. NCBI's taxonomy places the organism in Eukaryota, Ciliophora, Oligohymenophorea, Peniculida, Parameciidae.
AUGUUAGUUUAAGACGAUUCAGAUUUUUUCAUUAAGCCAAAUGCUUAUCUCAAACUGUUAAAGUAAGGAAAACCUCAAAGUAGAGAGAUGAAUAGAAGGAAACCAUAAAAUUAAUUAGGGAGCAAAAAAGAAUUAAAGUUAUUACACUUGUCAAAACCUAUGUUCUUAAUUAGUCUUCCUGAGGAAUAGAAGAGUAAUAGAAAUUUGAGGAGUUGUCGAAGUUGGAAUACUUAAUCUAGAACUCCUGAUUCCAGAAAGAUUCUAGUAACAUCACCGAAGGAGUCUCGUUUGGGUUAUAAGAUGAAAAAUAAUCAAGAUUUGGAAGUACCAUAUGAAGUGCAUAGUUAAAUGCCUACAUCUUAAAUUAAUCCAAAAUAUAUAAUAUAGUAGAAAUAAGGUUGUGGAUUGAGUAGACUUCCUAAUUUUAAAUUAUAAAUAAUCAAUCAAUUUGCAAAUCUAAGAUAAUAAAUGAUAAUGAAAUAAUAAUGA